This is a messenger RNA of Camelina sativa (false flax), 1577 nucleotides long. RefSeq names its product E2F transcription factor-like E2FD. Gene Ontology annotation, cellular component: RNA polymerase II transcription regulator complex. Gene Ontology annotation, biological process: regulation of transcription by RNA polymerase II. Gene Ontology annotation, molecular function: DNA-binding transcription factor activity, RNA polymerase II-specific; RNA polymerase II cis-regulatory region sequence-specific DNA binding. NCBI's taxonomy places the organism in Eukaryota, Viridiplantae, Streptophyta, Magnoliopsida, Brassicales, Brassicaceae. The record is from RefSeq and is a predicted model, not a curated record.
UAAGGUCACAACAAAGCUCAGAUCCAAACACCAACUCUCUUUAUCUCUCUCUCUCUCUCUCGCUUUCGCUUAUUUAUACUUUUGUGAGUGUCUUCUCAUCCAGAAAAUAUAUAUGUUUGUUGUCUUUGUCUUGUCUCCCUCAGGAAUAUGGAAGCUCUCGGUUUCGGUCACCAGCCUUACAGCCGCAAGGAGAAGUCUCUCGGACUUCUUGUCUCCAAUUUUUUGAAACUGUACAACCGCGACGGUGUUGAUUUGAUUGGGCUCGAUGAAGCCGCCGGGAGAUUAGGAGUUGAACGUCGCCGUAUCUAUGAUGUGGUCAACAUAUUGGAGAGUAUUGGGCUUGUUGCGAGAAGAGGAAAGAAUCAGUACUCGUGGAGAGGUUUUGGAGAAGUUCCUCGUGCUCUCGCUGAACUCAAAGAAGAAGGAAUGAAAGAGAAGUUUGGGAUUGUCCCUUUUGUGACCAAGUCGGAGAUGGUUUUGUAUGAGGAAGAAAGACAAGAGUCUUUCAAGUUAACUCCUGAGGAUCAAGAUAACUCACCAUUACUCAAACUUGACAGCAAGAAGGAGAGAUCUCUCUGGCAACUUUCUCAGAGCUUUGUGAAGCUGUUUCUAUGCUCUGAUGAUGAUCUGAUCACACUCGAUGGGGCUACCAAAGCAUUGCUGAAUGAUCCACAGGAUCCAACGACUAUGAGAACUAAAGUUAGGCGCCUUUACGACAUUGCAAAUGUGUUUUCCUCAAUGAACCUAAUCGAAAAGACUCAUAUUCCAGAGACUAAGAAGGCGGCAUAUAGGUGGUUGGGAUCCAUAGACAUAUCUGAAAACAAAUCCCUUACUGCUUCUGCAAGCUCAUGUGAUCGUAUUGAGCCUAAGAAGGUGGCAUAUAGGUGGUUGGGAUCCAUAGACAUAUCUAAAAACAAACUCCUUACUGCUUCUACAAGCUCAUGUGAUCGUAUUGAGCCUAAAAAGCGGGCAUUUGGGACCGAGAUCACCAACUUUAGCGCAAAGAGAAACAAAGCAAAUUGUUCCAAAGACCGCAAGCAUAACGGGAAACAAAACACAAGCAGAGCAAUCAAGCAAGAACCAGUUGAUGAGAAACCUGACGUGAAGAACUUUGCCUUUGGAUCAUCCACUCCCGCUGGCGCUUCUGGUAUGAACAAUAUGGGAAACAACCUUAGGCCAAGACUUGGAGUUAUCGAGGCCCUUUCUUCUAUGUACCAGCCGCAAUACUGCAAUCCUGCGAUAUUUGGUCUUCUUGCGCAUUACAAAACGACAUUUGAGUCAUGCAAAGAAGAGUUUGGUCGGAAAUGACUUAAUCAGGUAGAUUAACUUGAUUCCCUGAUCAAAAGCCAAAAUUUUAGUGCUCUUUUGCGUUAUAAACUACAGAUUAAAACUCGUACAGUGGUGAUCAUUUACUUGCAAAUCAGAGCGUUAUCUUUUGGUUUUUGUCGAAUAUUUAUAAAAUAACUUAAAAGGUAGCUGACCGUUUAGGUUUUCUAUUCAUUGCUAAUAUUAAUUGUGUAAUCCAUUUGAUACAAUUUUGGUGCUUAAAAGCCUCAAAACAGUCAGUUUUCGUCUUU